AAUUGCAGAAGACCUAACAAAGCCCAGACCAGCGAAAGGAACGAUUUCUUAGUUGUUGGUUUCUCUUUAACAGAGAGCCUUUCCUUGCCCUUGGCGUUUACUUGGGAUUUUUGAACCGAACCACCCCCAAAGGCUAAACGGCAGCACACCAAAAGCUCACAGCAGCAAACAGGAUGAAAUUCUUAUUAGGCUGCCUUCUGCUUCUACCCUUACUCAUCAUCUUCAUUUUAGAAUCUUUUGUGAAGCUUUUUAUUCCUAAGAAGAGGAAAUCAGUCGCCGGAGAAAUCGUACUGAUUACUGGAGCUGGACAUGGAAUUGGGAGAGUGACUGCCUAUGAAUUUGCCAAACUUAAAAGCAAACUGGUUCUAUGGGAUAUAAAUAAGCAUGGAAUUGAGGAAACAGCUGCAGAAUGCAGGAGACUGGGGGCCAAGACACAUGCCUUUGUAGUAGACUGCAGUAACCGAGAAGAGAUUCACAAUGCUGCUAAGAAGGUGAAGGCAGAAAUUGGAGAUGUGAGUAUUUUAGUAAAUAAUGCUGGUGCAGUAUACACAGCAGAUUUGAUGUCUACACAAGAGCCUCAGAUUGAAAAGACUUUUGAGGUUAAUGUACUUGCCCAUUUCUGGACUACAAAGGCAUUUCUUCCAGCAAUGAUGAAGAAUAAUCAUGGUCAUAUUGUCAUGGUGGCUUCUAUGGGCGGACAUACUGUGGCCCCCUUCUUACUGACUUAUUG
Molecule: messenger RNA, 730 nt
Organism: Trichechus manatus latirostris (Florida manatee)
Lineage: Eukaryota; Metazoa; Chordata; Mammalia; Sirenia; Trichechidae
Gene: HSD17B11
Product: hydroxysteroid 17-beta dehydrogenase 11
Exons: 4
Molecular function (GO): oxidoreductase activity, acting on the CH-OH group of donors, NAD or NADP as acceptor; steroid dehydrogenase activity
Source: RefSeq, a predicted model, not a curated record